Molecule: messenger RNA, 1605 nt
Organism: Lodderomyces elongisporus
Lineage: Eukaryota; Fungi; Ascomycota; Pichiomycetes; Serinales; Debaryomycetaceae
Exons: 1
Coding region: 1-1605 (534 amino acids)
Biological process (GO): ketone body catabolic process
Molecular function (GO): succinyl-CoA:3-oxo-acid CoA-transferase activity
Source: RefSeq, a predicted model, not a curated record
AUGAUGAGGUCUGUUCUCAAAUUAUCCAGAUUUUCAGAUAUUGCAUAUAUUUCACGACGUUAUGCCUCGUCUUCCAUUGCAUCAACACCAAAAAGUAAAGUUGUUAAAACUACUGAUGAGGCACUUGAUGGAGUGGGUUCAAACAUCACCUUGUUAUCCGGUGGUUUUGGGCUUAGUGGUGUUCCUGAUACUUUAAUCAAUGCCAUGGUUAACAAGCCCGGAAUCAACAAUAUCACUGCUGUAUCGAAUAAUGCUGGUCUUGAAGGCCGUGGUUUGUCACAAUUAUUGGUCACUGGACAAAUAACAAAGAUGAUCAGUAGUUAUAUUGGAAGUAAUCGGACUUUUGAAAAAUUGUACCUUACUGGACAAAUUGAUUUGGAGUUGACACCUCAGGGGAAUCUUGCAGAGAGGGUUAGGGCUGGCUCUGCUGGAAUACCGGCAUAUUACUCACCAGUUGGCGUUGGCACAUGGUUGGAGGAAGGAAAAUUGCCAGUUCGGUACGAUUCAAAUGGAGAAAAAGUGCUCAAAUCAAGUGAGCCAAGAGAGACAAGGGAAUUUGAUGGGAAAAAGUUUUUGUUGGAAAAGGCCAUAUUUGGCGACGUGGCUGUAGUCAAAGCAUACAAGGCAGAUACAUUGGGUAAUUGUUGGUUUAGAGGCUCAGCAAAUAAUUUCAAUUCGAUUAUGGGGAAAAACGCCAAGUUGACAAUUGUUGAAGCUGAAAACAUUGUUGAGCCAGGCGAGAUCCCACCUGAAGAUGUCCAUUUGCCUGCAAUUUAUGUUGACCGUAUCAUCCAAUCAACGACACCAAAGGAUAUUGAAAUUUGUAAAUUUUCCGAAAAUGUAGAAAUUAAUGAUGGAAAAGAAGAGGGAUCGGCAGCAGCAACAGCAGCAGCAGCAGCAACAGUAACAGCAGAAACAGCCUCUAUUGAAAACCCACAAUCUGCUAGUGAGUUAAAGAGAGCUAAAAUUGUUCGCAGGGCUGCGCAGGAGUUCAAGGAUGGGUCUUUUGCUAAUUUGGGUAUUGGUAUGCCUACAUUAGCGCCAAAUUAUUUACCUCAAGGAAUACACGUGGUGUUGCAAUCUGAGAAUGGUGUUUUGGGACUUGGUCCAUACCCUAAACGUGGCGAAGAAGAUGCUGAUUUAAUCAAUGCUGGUAAAGAAACAAUUACGCUAAACCCAGGUGCCUCGCUAUUUGGUUCUGAAGAAUCGUUUGCCAUGAUUAGAAGUGGUAAAAUUGAUUUGACCAUCUUGGGUGGCUUGCAAGUUGCAGCGAAUGGAGAUUUGGCUAAUUGGGGUUUGCCUGGUAGAGUUAAAGGAAUGGGCGGUGCAAUGGACUUGGUGAGUAAUCCUGAUAAUACCAGGGUUGUUGUGGUUAUGGAACAUGUUGACAAAAAGAAUAGGCCCAAGAUUUUGGAGACUUGCCAGUUCCCCUUGACUGGACAAAAGUGUGUUUCAAGGAUAAUCACCGACUUGGCAGUGUUUGAUAUAGUUGACGAGAAACUCGUGUUGAUUGAAAUCGAUCCAGACACAACUUUGGAAGAAGUAAAGGCAAAGACGGGAGCAAACUUUACGGUUUCGCCCGAAUUGAAAAAAAUUAGUAUCUAG